AUGGAUUGCAUCCGCGUCCGCAGUCGCCCCGAGUCCAGGCGGCAGACAGAGAGAAACAAUGAGCUCAUUUUAGAACGACUUUCAACGGGCCAAAGGGCCCUGCGCAAGAUCCGAUGGCAGAUCAGUGGCACGAUGGCCUUUGCGGGCUUGGUCUUUGCCAUUGCCAGCAGCAUUUGGAUUAUUCUUCGAUUAGUGUACACCGGCAAAGUCGAAAAUUUGGACCUGGCUAUUAGUUGGACGAUCUCUGUGGCUGGCAUGGCAUUGCUGGUCUCAGCUCCCCUGCCGGAUGAUGCAACACUCACACGUUUCGCUGUGGUGGGUGUGGCUGCACUUUGUGGCUGCUUCACCGGAUAUGAAGCUUUAGAUGCUGUGACCCGUUUGCGAAUCUUUUCCGAAGCCGGCUGCUGGAAGCACAGCCACGUCGUGAUCCUUGACCACCACCGCAUGUCCAGCGGAAUUUGUAUUUGGUAUGCCUGUCUUUGUGCUUGGAAUGUUGGUUGGAACACGGCGAACAUGGCCCUUUUCCUGUCAACUUCUUGCAUCAAGAGCGCGUUCACCAUGCAAGAUCGAAUGUGGCGAUUUCUGAGCCUCUUCUUUCAGGUUAACAGUUUCGUAGAUGUGGCCACCAUUGUCAUUGACACUGUGAUUCGGGACAAUCUUUCCACUGGCUGCUUUUUUCUCAUUGGUGAUUUGCUGGGACUGUGCCUCACCUGCUAUGCCGGCGUCCCCCGACGUUUACACGAGUUCUUGCGGCGGCACUUCGAAGCCACGGAGCGGACGGCCGCGGCCGCGGGGAUCGCUAGCUUGGUCGGAAAUUGCGACGUGCAGGAAGCGUUGGAGCAAGCGAUGUCUCGCUUUCGGGUCAUCAAUUUGGACAAGUUGGAGCUGUCCGAUUUGAGCGACAAUCAACCUUCGAGGGAUCUAUUUGAACGGUCCGCUCCAGCGAGUUUGGGUGACUGUGAUGCGUUCAUCUCUCAUUCCUGGAGCGAUGAUGCCGAUGCCAAGUGGCGAGCGCUCAUGUCUUGGAAAGAUCGAUUUGUGUGCAGUACUGGACGUUCUCCAUACGUAUGGUUUGAUAAAGCCUGUAUUGACCAAAGCGAGAUCGAAACCAAUCUUCGAAGUCUGCCAGUUUUUCUGAGUGGCUGCAGCACCUUGCUGGUGCUUUGUGGCCCUUCGUUUCUCAGCCGACUAUGGUGUGUGCUGGAGCUCUUUACUUUCGUGCACAUGGGAGGGAAGACUUACGACAUUAAUUGCGUCUCCCUGGCACUUGCGCCGGAUGAUUGGCAAGCUAUCCAGCUACAGUGUGCACAAUUUGAUGUUCGAAAUUGUGACUGCACAGUGCCAGAGGACAAGGCGAAAAUCUUGUCUAUCAUUACCACUGGCUUUGGCAACAUGGACCAUUUCAACCAUGCUGUCCGCCGUGUUAUGAAGCGGAUUGACGGUUUGUCCACUCGUACGCUUCCUUUUGUUCAAGGCUCCUCAUCUUCACUGUCCGACGACAGCGACGAUGAUGAUGAUGACACAACUGAUUCAUCAGAACUUAGCCCCUACACGGGGAACUGA
Cladocopium goreaui is the source of this 1563-nucleotide messenger RNA. The record is from the annotation of a GenBank genome assembly. NCBI's taxonomy places the organism in Eukaryota, Dinophyceae, Suessiales, Symbiodiniaceae.